Molecule: messenger RNA, 1341 nt
Organism: Uncinocarpus reesii 1704
Lineage: Eukaryota; Fungi; Ascomycota; Eurotiomycetes; Onygenales; Onygenaceae
Product: ornithine decarboxylase
Exons: 2
Coding region: 1-1341 (446 amino acids)
Cellular component (GO): cytoplasm
Molecular function (GO): ornithine decarboxylase activity
Source: RefSeq, a predicted model, not a curated record
AUGGCACCUUCGGUCUUCGAUUCAACUGAAGUUUAUAUUACUGAAAAGUACCAUCGCGAGAGUAAAAGUAAUCAUCAGCAUUCUAGCAAUCAUGGCGGGCUCGAAUUGCUACAUGCCCGUGAGGCCUCCAAAGAAUUGAUCCUGAACAUACUCAGAAACAAAGCUGCUAGCAUCGAUGUGCAAAACUGCUGCCCCGGCGAAGAGGACCCGUUCUAUGUGGCGGAUCUAGGAGAAAUUUACCGCCAGCAUGUCCGCUGGAAGAUGAACCUGGGACGCGUCAAGCCCUUUUACGCGGUCAAAUGCAACCCCGAUCCUCAAGUCCUCCGUCUCAUGGCUCACCUGGGAAACGGCUUCGACUGUGCGUCCAAGGCCGAAAUUGACUAUGCCCUCGAUGCCGGUGUUGAUCCAAGUCGCAUCAUCUACGCUCAUCCGUGCAAGACAAAAUCGUACCUUCGCUAUGCUGCGCAGCAGGGCGUCAAACAGAUGACCUUUGAUAAUGCCGAUGAGCUGUACAAAAUCAAGGCCAUGUGCCCAGAUGCGGAGCUCUUCCUGAGAAUUCUAACCGACGAUUCCGCCAGCUUGUGUCGUCUCAGCAUGAAAUUUGGUGCCUCUCUCACUGUGACUCGUUCUCUGCUUGAACUGGCCAAGGAACUGGACCUAAACGUGGUUGGAGUGAGUUUUCAUGUUGGCUCGGGAGCCGAGGAUCCAAAGGCAUUUGUCAAGGCCGUUGAAGACGCGCGUUUUGUCUUUGAUCAAGCUUCGGACAUUGGCCACGAUCUCAAGGUCCUAGAUGUCGGCGGUGGCUUUUGCGACGAAACAUUUGAACAUUUUGCGGCAGCCCUGAGUGAUGCUCUGGACACAUACUUCCCUCCGCAUAUUCGCGUCAUCGCCGAACCCGGCCGUUAUUACGUUGCGUCGGCUUUCACGCUCGCAGCCAAUGUUAUCGCUCGUCGCGAUGUCAGCCCCUCGGCGUCCGAUUCCGAUUCUUCCACCGGCCCUGCUGAAAUGUACAUGAUCUAUCUCAACGAUGGAGUCUACGGAAACUUCUCAAACAUUGUUUUCGACCAUCAGCACCCGGUAGCUCAGAUCCUCACUAAAGAUGACAUUACUUCCACCCAUCCCGUGGAGUAUUCCAUCUGGGGGCCGACCUGCGACGGAAUCGACGUGAUCAGUGAGCGGAUCACACUCAAUGGUGUCUUGGGCGUGGGCAACUGGCUGUAUUUUGAAAACAUGGGUGCUUACACCCGAUGCAGCGCAACACGCUUUAACGGCUUCGCCGACAAUCAUGACAUCAUUUAUAUUUCUACCGAACCCAGUGCCGCUGCGCUUUUGGGAUACUAA